Molecule: messenger RNA, 1371 nt
Organism: Cornus florida
Lineage: Eukaryota; Viridiplantae; Streptophyta; Magnoliopsida; Cornales; Cornaceae
Product: protein NDR1-like
Exons: 2
Coding region: 149-799 (216 amino acids)
Biological process (GO): defense response to other organism
Source: RefSeq, a predicted model, not a curated record
GAUAAGAACAACAUGAGUGGUCUCGUAAUAAACCAGUUAUUGCUGAUACCUUCUUCUUUGCUCCUUCUUUUCUAACCUUGGUAGCAGGAAGAGAUAAGAAGGUCAUACAGAGAAUGUAGUCAGGAAUCUAUAAUAGAGUCCCACCACAAUGACCAAAUUGAUUAUCUUCAUGCAUAAGGAUAUACACCAUAAAAGCAUGUGUGAAUCAAAAAAGUACACUCUAUGCUUUCUGUCAGCUGUGAUCACCAUUGGCGUCCUCCUCCUCAUCCUCGUUCUAUGCCUAACCUUGAUUUCCAGUCCCCCGACCUACACCAUUGUGGGGUUCUCCGUUCCGGUCUCCUCCGGCAAUGAUAAUCAGAAUGGAACCUUCACAUUCUACCUUGAGAUUAAAAAUCCCAACAAAGCCUUGAAUGUCUACCAUGAUGACAUAUUGCUAACAUUUUAUUAUGAUCAAUACAUUUUGGGAGAGAAAACACUGCCUUCUUUUCGUCAGAAAUCCGGCGGAACCUCUCGUUUUAGAGAAAAAGUGGAUGCCAAUGCAGGAACAUGGAUGGAACUUCUCAAUUCAAUAGCAAUUAGUAAUAAAACUGCGGAAUUGAAGGUGAGUUUAGUAGGCGGAGCUCGGUAUAAAAUUCGGGGUCGUAUGAGGAAGGGCCAACAGAACUUGCAGGGUCGUGUACCCAUUGGAUCAGAUGGAAAUAUUUCUGGUGGGAAGAAGAUUAAGCUAAAACGUGUAUCCAAGAAACAAAGUUCGAAGGUUCCAUCGAAGAAAAAAAAGAAGGAAAAGAAACAAAAUUAAAAGACAGCAAUUUUAUGGUCUUUCAUCCUCAGGGUCUGGAGAAGAGGACGUGGAACCUGAGGAUAUGGGACCUAGUACAUCUCUCAAGUCUCAAUCCCUUGUUGAGAUUAAUGUCAAUCAAGUAUUUUAUUUAUUUUUUAGUUAAAAAUGUCAAUCAAGUUGAACUCCAACAAAUGAGUGAAAUAUGGAAUGACCAAUGAAAAUGGAGUUGCAUAUAUGUAUAACUUUGGUAUAUAGCUGUUGCACUCUGCUCUCUUUGCACGUGUUUUAUGUAUUUCUUUCUUAUUUUUGUUCUAUGUAUUUUCUAUCAUGAACAUGGUUGCUUUGGGUCUAUGAAUGAAACUAUAUGAUAUGGAUGGUCAGAUUCAUGAGAGCAAGGUGAUUUUGUUUUUUGUUUUUGAUGUUAUUUCAUUAAUUUUUCUUAUACCACUUUUUAAAGGGAGGUCACUCAAUGGAGUCAUGCCGCAUGUGUGUGUGUAUCAAUUAAGAGAAAAAAAGAAAAGAAAUACUCUUCCUUGAGGCCUCGUUUAAUUAGAUUGAAUCAGCAAGAAAUGCGAAGUAGAAAAAUUUUA